AUGCGCGACCCUUACUCUCGCGAACAACCCGCUCAAAGAUCCGUCGAACGAGACGCUGAACGCAUCCCCGAUAGGCGCGAACGCUCCCACGACGAGGGAAUGAACCCAGAGACGCAGUCCAUGUUGAGCGAUGCCGAGUUUGGUCGCGUGGACCAUACGGGCUGGUUCCCCCACUAUAAGAAUUGUGUUCAACAUUUCGUGGACUACAGCCAGCAUACGCCCCAAGUGCAGUCCAUUGCCGCGUUCAUCAAUAUUCGACUACCCUGUCAGCGACCUGAGUCCAGCGCACCGGUGGAAACCACGUCAUUGCCCUUUAUUUCGCUGCGACCCUACAUCCGACGAUUGAUUGUCACCGCGCAAGACUCACCGAGUGUUAUGCAAGGCUUCUUCGGUGGUGACUGGGAGGCUGGUGUGGGCUGUAUCUACAAGCAAGAACGGGUGAACUAUAUGUUUACGGCCAAAAGCAGUGGGUGGGCAGCUACCAAGACCGCCUACGACAUUUCUCCAGAUGAAGAAACUCCCUUCUUGAGGCCCCUGCGUGACCCCUCGGAGGAUGAAAUUCGAGUGGCCGAGGCGCGGUGGAGUGAAUGGCUGGCAAUGGAAGAUUGGAUGGUUGGAGCGCGCAGUCCCUGGUAG
Messenger RNA from Penicillium roqueforti, 636 nucleotides. RefSeq lists its product as uncharacterized. The transcript is spliced from 2 exons. The record is from RefSeq and is a predicted model, not a curated record. Lineage: Eukaryota; Fungi; Ascomycota; Eurotiomycetes; Eurotiales; Aspergillaceae. Bases 1 to 636 code for a protein of 211 amino acids.